Molecule: messenger RNA, 3176 nt
Organism: Nasonia vitripennis (jewel wasp)
Lineage: Eukaryota; Metazoa; Arthropoda; Insecta; Hymenoptera; Pteromalidae
Gene: Ubc7
Product: courtless
Exons: 9
Coding region: 1062-2078 (338 amino acids)
Biological process (GO): chromatin organization; regulation of DNA-templated transcription
Cellular component (GO): NuA4 histone acetyltransferase complex; endoplasmic reticulum; nucleus
Source: RefSeq, a predicted model, not a curated record
UAUAUAGAUGCGGAGAGUGUGCGUGCGCGGGGGCGGACAAAUCACUCGGAACUGCGCUGUAUGUGUGCGAUGGGAAGGGCGCUCGUUUCAUUUGGCGCUUUUGUAUAACGUACCUACAUAUGUCAGAACGUAAAGACAUGUAUAUAUAGCUAUAGUAUAAUGUAUAGUAUACACUGCAUAAGAUAAGCGGUCACGCUUGUUUAGAGAUUGGAGAUGGAAAUGUAAAGCGCGAGUGUGCGCGACAGCUUUAUAUUUAUCGCCGUGUACUUAAUAGGCAUGGCAUGAUCUCACAAGACUGUGUUUUUGCACAAUAUAGAAGGCAUCUUUACUCAGCAGGGUGCGGGAUAUAUAUAGGCAGAUGGUUGGAAUGAUUAGUGAUAUAUAGAACGCAGAAAGAGCGAGCCGCGAAUUAAGAUGAGCGCGAGAAUGUCUGCCCCCUGGCGGCUACUGGUCGACGAAACGAAAUUUGUUUAAUACAGUUCAAGAGUAAAACAUAAAUAAUAAGUUCCCAAAUGUUUAAAUAUAACUUUUUUGUUCAUGUAACUUUGUGAAAACGUGUAAAAUAUUAUACAUGUACGAUAAUCGAUUCUAAAUCGGUUUUCUAAAAACCAUCUAGAAAUGAUUAUUACAGAAAAGCGCAGGGACAUGUGAAUAUUUCUACUAAAAUGCAAAAGUCUAUGGAUAACAAUAGAUGAUCAUUUUUAUCAUAUUUUUAAUAAAACCAGAAGUACUAUUACCCUAGUUCUGUUAAGAUAAAAAAAGUUAAAGUUUUAUCUUAUAAACGACUCCGAAAUGAGUUCAAAAUUAUAAAUGAUAGUUUAAACAGAUUUCAAAUUUCGCGCGCAAAAGUUACCGCCAUUCACAUCAUAAGCUGGUUGGAAGAUGGCUGCUGCAUGUAUAUCUAUAUUUAUAGAUUGUGUUUUCUCGCGCGCUCGUGUUGUUUAUUUAUGUUGUCUUAUGUACUUAUAGUCGUUACUCGUUAGCUAUGCUAGGUAGCUAUUGUUUACAAAGUAAAACGUUUUAAUGUGUAGACAAAUAUAACAUAGCAUUGUUCAUUCAAAAUGCCUGGCAGUCCAACUUGCAAAUUUCAAGAAGGUGAACGCGUUUUAUGCUUCCAUGGGCCGUUAAUUUACGAAGCAAAGUGCUUGAAAACUAACGUAACAAAAGAAAAGCAGGUUAAAUAUCUGAUUCAUUAUGCUGGAUGGAAUAAAAAUUGGGAUGAAUGGGUACCAGAGAGUCGUGUUAUGAAAUACAAUGAAGUUAAUGUUCAACGCCAAAAAGAUCUUCAAAAGACACAUGCAGCCCAACAGAUUGGCCAGAAAGGCAAAAAAUCAACAGUGUUUUCAAAAGUUAGUUUGAAGGGUAAAGAAGUAAGCAAAGAUAAAGACUCGGAGAGUAGGUCUAAUACUCCAACACUCACAAGCGAGAGAAUAAACAGCCGCUAUCAAAAGAACAGUGGAUCCAUUACACCGACUUCAAAUGAUUCCUCAUCAGAUGGGCCCAGAAGAAAGCGCAGUCGUAUUGAUCCUACGGUUGAAACAGAGGAGCAAUUUUUAUCCAAAGUUGAAAUUAAAGUUAAGAUUCCUGACGAAUUAAAACCAUGGUUGGUUGAUGAUUGGGACGCAAUCAGUAGACAAAGGAAAUUGGUAAUAUUACCAGCAAGGCACACAGUUGAUAAAAUCUUAGAUGAUUAUACAAAAUUCAAAACAUCAAGUAAAACAAAUACUCCAAAUAAAGAAGUUGCAGUAUUGGAAGUUACAAGAGGUCUUAGGGAGUAUUUCAACGUUAUGUUGGGAACCCAACUCUUGUAUAGAUGGGAAAGACACCAAUAUGGAGAUAUUAUGACUGAAAAACCCAAUACACCUGCUAGUCAGAUAUAUGGAGCUUUUCAUUUGCUGAGAUUAUUUGUGAAAUUGGGAAGCAUGUUAUCAUACACUCCCCUGGAUGAAAAAAGCAUCCAACUUCUACUAUCGCACAUUCAUGAUUUCUUGAGGUAUCUACACAAAAAUAGCAGUGACUACUUUAGUCUUCAAGAUUUUGGAGCAGCACCACCAGAAUAUCAUAGAAAAUGUAGUUGAGAAGAAUUGUAAAUAGGUUUUAUAAAUAAAAACUUUUGAAUCUUUUUAAAACAAUUAAAUUGUAAAUAAAUUAUUAAAGUUUUGGCAAUAAAUCAAAAUUUUUUUAAUUACAUUAGUUUAUUUUGUUAUAUACAAUGAAAAAAACCUGAAUUUAAUAUUUCUAUAAUGAGAAAUUCUUAAACCAGUUCAUUAAAAAGUUGUAGGUAUACGUAAGUAUAAGUACGAGUUCAGAUUUUUCCGCGGGUCGCUUUGACCGCACAUCAGCAAAGUUUGACAAAUCAUCAGCUGAUGCUAUACUUACUAUAACCUCAAAUAUAUAACCUUGCAAUUGUCACAGCACUGAACAUAUACGAUUGAUAUACUGCGGAGAAAAUUGUUUCUUAUAAUCGUCAACUUUACAAACAUUAUUUUAUAAAAACUUUUUUUACAAGAAGAGGAACCAAUAUAUUCGAUAAUGGCAGGUUUUGCCUUAAGACGCUUAAUGGCUGAGUACAAACAAUUAACGGUUAAUCCGCCUGAAGGAAUUAUGGCUGGCCCAGUGAAUGAAGAAAAUUUUUUCGAAUGGGAAGCAUUAAUUACGGGUCCUGAAGGAACCUGCUUCGAAGGUGGCAUCUUUCCUGCCAAAUUAGUUUUUCCAACUGAUUAUCCUCUAAGCCCACCAAAGAUGCAGUUCACAUGUGAAAUUUUCCAUCCAAACAUAUACUCAGAUGGCCGAGUUUGCAUUAGUAUUUUACAUGCCCCCGGUGAUGACCCAAUGGGAUAUGAAAGCAGUGCUGAAAGAUGGAGUCCUGUUCAAAGCGUAGAAAAAAUUCUGUUAAGUGUGGUUAGCAUGUUAGCUGAACCAAAUGAUGAGAGUGGAGCAAAUGUUGACGCAGCAAAAAUGUGGAGAGAAGACCGAACAGAAUUUGAAAGGAUUGCUCAAAAAUUAGUUCGUAAGACUCUUGGAAUUCCCGCAUAAUAUUUUGCAAUGUAAAUUAUUUCAAGAUCAAAAUUCUGACAGGAUGUUGUGUUAUUUAAGCAAAAUUAUUCAUCUCAAAAGUAAUUUUUGAAUAUGGUGAAAGAUUGUUAUUUGUUCAUUAAAAUUGUAAAUAUUUUUUA